Molecule: messenger RNA, 2772 nt
Organism: Fusarium falciforme
Lineage: Eukaryota; Fungi; Ascomycota; Sordariomycetes; Hypocreales; Nectriaceae
Exons: 3
Coding region: 1-2772 (923 amino acids)
Biological process (GO): clathrin coat disassembly; clathrin-dependent endocytosis
Cellular component (GO): intracellular membrane-bounded organelle; cytoplasm; vesicle
Molecular function (GO): clathrin binding
Source: RefSeq, a predicted model, not a curated record
AUGCCGCUCAUCAAGCGUGCCCCGUCUUCGAGAGCUCCAACCGGUCCACACGGUGGUGAUACUUCCUCUUCUCAGACUCAGUCCUACAACACUGAGGAGGACGACUCCUCUGCCGACACAAGCCAAGACUACACGGAAUCAGAGGAGGAGGACUACUACAGCGAGGACGACGACGACGACCUUGGUCCUGCCGACUCAGCUUCUACGAGCGACCACGAGCAGCACUACGGCCGCCCUCAACGAUUGCCGCAGCAGCGCCAGCAUCAACUUCCAGCAGCAGGCCAAUUUGGGCAACAAUACCCACCACAGCACCCAUAUUCGACGCAGCACCAGUUCCCGCCGCAACACCAGCUUCCUCCACAGCAGCAUCAACUCCCUCCCCGCCAACAAUUGACUCCUCACCAGGCUUUGCAGCCCCAUCAGCCCCCUCCUCCACAGGAUUACGGGUUCGAAGAGGAACCGCAGCCGCAGCAGCAGUCUUAUCGUCGACCGUCGCGGCGCGAUCGACCGCCAAAAACCGCCACCCUGGACGACCCUCGUUAUGGCCCGGCCUACGGCCGUGGCGGCUUCCCGCACCCUACGGCCCCGGGCCGGCCCGGACCAGGCCAGUUCUUUGGCCGGGGCCAAGCUGGCUUCCAGAACCAUGUUGGUCCUUAUAUGGGCUAUCCCGCCAAUAGCCAGAUGGUCCCUUUCGGGUAUGACCCGAACAACCCAUACGACCCCUAUGGCGGCGAGGGAAGGGGCAUGUAUGACAUGAUGCCCUACCAGGGACAGCAGCAACAACAGCCACCUGGGUUCUACGGAGCAAUGCAGCCUCACCAAUACGGCAUGGGCUCCCACAUGCAAAUGCAUCUGAAUCCACCCCCUCCCCCGCCUACUGAGGUCGCUGCCAAGCCAUCCACACCAGCACCUCCAAAGGAAGACCCGGAAAAGAUUCGCCUUGAGGCUGAAAUUGCUGCCUUCAAGGCCAUGGAGGAGAAACAAAAGGCUGCAGAUAAGCAAAAGGAGGUCGAGGCUCAGAUCCGCAAGGAGGCUGAGGAGGCCUUCCAUCGCCGAAUGGAGGAUAUGAGAAUUGCUCAAGAAGAGGCCAAGAAGGAGAUCGAAAAGGCCAGAAUCGAAGCUGAAAAGGCCGCUCGUGAGAGGAUGGAGGCUGAACGAAAGGCCGAGGAGGAGCGAGCUCGAAAACACGCCGAGGCUAUGGCUGCAGCCGAGGAGAAGGCUCGACUCCGGUUCGAAGCUGAGAUGAAGGCAGCUGAGAUGCGUCGACAAGCUGAGGCCGAGGCACGCGCUAAGGCUGAAGAAGAGGCCAGGCUAAAGUUCGAGGCUGCUGCUAAGGCCGCUGAGGCACAACGAAAGGCAGAGGCAGAGGCUCGCGCCAAGGCUGAGGAGGAUGCCAGGAUCAAGUUCGAAGCUGCUGCCAAGGCUGCCGAGGAGCAACGCAAGGCUGAAGCCGCGGCCCGUGCUGAGGCCGAGAGAGAGGCUCGAGAGAAGUAUGAAGCCGAGAUGAAGGCCGCUGCUGAGCAGCGCAAGGCGGAGGCGGAAGCUCGUGCCCAGGCCGAAGAAGAAGCUAAGAGGAAGUUGGAGGCCGCUGCCAAGGCUGCCGAAGAGCAAAGAAAGGCAGAGGCUGAGGCUCGCGAGAGAGCCGCGGAAGAAGCCCGACUCAAGUACGAGGCUGAACUGAAGGCGGCUGAAGAGCGAGGAAAGAGGGAAGCUGAAGAGCGUGUCCGGGCUGAGAAGGAGGCCCGAUUGAAGUUUGAAGCCGAGUUGAGGGCAGCUGAGGAGAGGAGAAAGAAGGAAGAGGAGGAACGCGCACAGGCCGAAGAGCUUGCUCGAGUCCGUUUCGAGAAGGCGCUGAAGGAGGAGGCUGAGGCGAAGGCCGCCGCUCUGAAGAAGGCGCAGGAGGAAGCUGAGCGUCUGAUGAGAGCUGAGGCUGAGGCCAAGGCUGCUGCCGCCGCCGCCGCUGCUGCGGAGGCCGAGAAGCUCAAGAAGUUUGAGGAGGAGACUCGAGCCAAGGCUGAGGCCGAGGCCCUUGCCAAGAUUGAAGAGGAGAAGAAGGCGGCGGCUGCUAAGGCCGAGGCUGAAGAGGCGGCUGCUAAGGCCGCGGAGGAGCUCAAGAAGAAGAUUGAGGAGGAAACCAAGGCGAGCCUCGAAGAGUCAAAGAAGUCUGCCGAGCAGGCCCCGAUUCGAUUCAAGGACGCUGUCGGCCGAAAGUUCACCCUUCCGUUCCAUCUCUGCCAAACGUGGCAGGGCAUGGAGGACCUCAUCAAGCAAGCGUUCGUCCAGGUCGACGUUCUGGGACCUCACGUUAUGGACGGCCAUUACGAUCUCAUUGGCCCAGAUGGCGAGAUUAUCCUUCCCUCUGUGUGGGAAAAGGUCAUUCAGCCCGACUCGCUCAUCACCAUGACAAUGUGGCCAAUGGACAAGGUGCCUCCUCCGGGGGUUAAGAUGCCCCCUGGUCGCCAUGGUCACCCGCCCAUGCCUCCCCACGGACGCGUCCCGAUGAUGCCCGGUGGUGUUCGACCUCCUGGUGGCAUGCCUCCUGGCGGCAUGCCCGGUGGUGUCCCCGCUGGUGGUAUCCCUGGAGGAUUCCGCCCUCCCCCAGGAUGGCCCGGAGCAGGCGCCCGACCCGGCCCCGUUCCCAACAUUGUCAAUGUCGGACCUCCUCCUGCCGCCCCUGCCAAGCCCUCUAAGCACAAGAAGCCUGCCAACCACUCGGCCUUUGCUGGCUUCAUGUUCGGCAAGCCCCAAAAGAAGAAGUCGAGCAAGAAAUAA